This is a messenger RNA of Thrips palmi, 2779 nucleotides long. RefSeq lists its product as uncharacterized. Lineage: Eukaryota; Metazoa; Arthropoda; Insecta; Thysanoptera; Thripidae. The coding region runs from base 263 to 2134 and encodes 623 amino acids. Gene Ontology annotation, molecular function: protein binding. The transcript is spliced from 13 exons. The record is from RefSeq and is a predicted model, not a curated record.
CGAGCCGCAGGCCGUACGGACGAACGCGCCCGGCGGAAUUUCCCCGUAGGAGAGUGCAUCAGCACGCUUGUUUGCCGGCCACGGACCACGGACCCCUCUUCCGAGAAAUCCUAUUUCAGGAAGGACAUUAUCUUUGCGGCGCGGAAAGGAAUGCACCCGGCUCGAAGCCGCACGGCAAAAAAGACUCGCUGACGCAGCCGAUAAACUGACACCUAGAGUUCCGACCAUCUGUAUUGCUGACGUUCACUAACAAGAUUUCAUCAUGUCGGAGAAGGACGGCAAGCGCGUUGUGACUUUUGGUCCGAAGAGCGGCGAGUGUGCUGUCUGCGACAAAGUGGGCACCCUGAAAUGCAGCCGCUGCCAGGUGGACUUCUACUGCGGCAAGGAUCAUCAGGUUCAGGACUGGCCUCGCCAUCGCCAGAUUUGCGGUUGCAUGGAGUUGCGUGUUAGUCCUGAGGUUGGCCGCUGCGUCGUGGCCACCAAGGACAUCCCAAUGGGUACCAUACUCAUGAGGGAAAUCCCACUGGUAGCCACUCCCAAUUUCGGGUCGGAUGAAGAUCAGCCCCUGUGCGUGGGUUGUUUCAUGCCGCCCCACCGCGUGCGUGCGUGCGCCCUGUGCGGCUGGCCGGUGUGCAGUGAGGCCUGCAGCAAGAAGGAGAUCCACCAGCCCGAAUGCGCUGCCUUCCAGCGCGCCAAGUUCAAGCUGCCCAAGGGUAAACUCACCGCCUGGGAGUCGAGAUUGUGGAGUUACCUGGCCGCCCUCAGGACCACCCUUGCUUUCGAAGACAAAGCGCGCCGAGAUAUUUUGGAGAGCCUUCAGUACGAAAACCCGCCUGUGACAAAUAUGGUUGAGGAAAUCAACAAGCUGCCGCCUGCCGGCCGCAUGCGCCUCAUGACGAGCCAUAGCGAGUUCGAGCUGGCGUGUUCGAAGGCGGCCGAGUGGGUGCGCGACGUGGCAGGCAUGACCUGGCUCAGCGCCGAGAAGGUGCGUCGCGCGGCCGGCGUCUGCUACAUCAACUCGACGGGCUGCGGCUCGAGCUCGGGACGGCACGUGACUGGUCUGUUUGCCGGCAUGUCGUUGGUGGAGCACUCGUGCCGCCACAACGUGGAGACGCAGGUCUGGCAGCGCGUGGGGGACCCCCACCCAAUGGCAGGUGUCGCCGGCAGCUUGGAGUACGUGUUGGUGGCGACGCGCGACAUCGCUCGCGGGGAGCACCUGGCCCUCGGCUACCUGCCCAACUACCUCGAGGGGGCGGCCAAGCGCCGCAUGGCCUUACUCUACCGGAACUUCCUCUGCCGCUGUGAACUGUGCUCGGACCCAAGCCAGCGCGGGCUGUACCUGGAGGGAUGGUGCUGCCGCUCUUGCAGUGCCAAGAAGAAAAAGGCGUUCCCGGUGCUCAUCCGCGACCUGGACAACAACUGGGCCUGCAGCGGCUGCGGGGACAAGGGACCGCUCGUGGCCUUCGGAGCCGGCGCCACGAUGGAGAUCAUGGCGAACAUGUUCAGAUCGGUCCUCUCGGGCGGCGUCGACAGCAUGAAGGCCAUGGCUCAAAACCCGGCCGGCAUUUUCGACUCGGUGUCCACCCCCGGAGGUGCCGACACACCGUACGACCAGUCCAGGAGUCUGGAGCGCCGCCUCAAGGCCCUGCUGGAGAGUUCCUCAAAGGUGCCGCUGAAGGAGUGGGAGCGGUUCAUCAGUGACGCCCUCUGGCCCCGCGGCCCGCUGCACCCCACGCACAGCCUGGUGCUGCAGGCCAAGAACGCCAUCAUCGAGAUGGACCAACCGGAUGUGCUGGUCGCCAGGCUCACCGCAGCCGAGACGAAGCGCCUGGUGGGGUACUGCCGCGACCUGCUGGCCGUGUGCGAUGAGGUGUGUCCCGGUGCCAGCUCCUUCCGCGCUCAAAUCCUCUGCAUCCAGUCCGGACUCAUCGGCGCCCAGGUGAUGGCGCGGCUCAACGACACUGGACGCAGUGGCCCACGGCCAGACACGGAGGCUCUCCUGGACGAGUGGGAGGCGGUGCACAACGAGCUGCUGGUGACCGCCCUGUGCCCUAAAGGCAGGGACACGACCCUAAGGAACCUUGACCACGUCGCUCAAAUCCGGAAGAACCUGGCCAUGAUGAAGAGGCGCUAGUUCUAGACAAGUUUGAUUUUGAUCGGAGUGUCGCCUGAGGUGCCCUGAUUACUCAGCCGCGUCUCUCUGGUUUAAAUUUGCGCUCGAAAUGUCAUCCUAAGUUUCCAAAAGCGUCAAAUCCUGUGAUUUUAAGUUAAGUUACUACAAUAAUCACUGUUCUUCAUCAAUAGUAUCUUAUUUUUGUGUUUUGACUGUGUCUUUAGCUGUUGUAUGCUUAGUGGUAAUGUCUUAAUGUCUGCCAAAACUUCUUGAAUCAGCCGGCUUUGUAGAGCCUUCACACGAGUAUUUGGAAUUUAAUUUUUCUUUUUCUACCUUAUUGGGUGCUGGAUAUGUGAUUACUUCGUCUCAUGACAUCUGUUUUGCUUGGGUUAUUAAAAAAGCUUUUGUUAAUCAUCUCAAGAAGGGAACCCUUCCAACAAGUGAUUUUAUUCUCUUGUGAACCAUUAUUUUUCUUGAAAUUGAGGAAUCAGGAGAAAGGAAUAAAUAAAUAUGUAUGUCUGUUAAGUUCUCCGUUAAAUCUGAAUUGUAAAUUUCUUAUUGGUACUGGGUAUAAAUUUUGUCUGGUGACCACUAAUGUUUUGGUUGAGUUGUUACGUUGUUAGCAAUCCUAUUACUAAAAACACCAAUAAAAUCAAAUCCUUCAAA